GCUGCCUUUAUAAAGGUAGCCGUGCAGGAGAUUGGAAGUAGUUUGCGGAGGUGCAGCCUGUUGGAACUGUUGCUUUUUUGGGACAAGAUCUGGGAAAGUUUGAGCUUUUAUCCGAAAGAGUUCUGCUAGAAGUUUGCUCUCCAGCAGCAGCCUCCUGGUUUGUGCGUCUGUCCCGGACGAGGGGGCGGUGGGGUGGCGACACGUCAUAUCAGCCGCCGCGCUCUGAUUGGCUGCCGAUUCUCACCCGACACAGCUGUGAUUGUUUUCUGCAGAGGAAGCUCUUGUCCGUGGAAAACAAGGAGGGGAUCGAGCAUUUUGCCGAAUGAUCAGGAGCAGAGGUCUCUCUUUGGACCAGACACUGAAGACGUCUGGAGAUCAAGCCCCAAAGUGCCAAAUGCCCAGACUAGAGGACCACUGCUGGAGCUGCUCCUGUGCAUCAAGUGAUUCUAAACACUCAUCUGGAGCUAACUGGUUAGCAUCCAAAGCUGAAGAAAUGAUGUCCAUCAUCACCUCGGUGCUCAGCAAUGCCUACGGUUCUCUGCACAACGUCCGGACGGCCAACCUGAUCCGCCGGGGUCUGGUCCUCUUCACCGUGGGAGCCUUCCUCGCCCUGGUGCUCAACUUGCUGCAGAUACAAAGAAAUGUCACCCUGUUUCCCGAGGAGGUGAUGACAACUUUGUUUUCAUCCGCCUGGUGGAUCCCACCGUGCUGCGGCACAGGGGCCGCCGUGGUCGGCCUGCUGUAUCCCUGCCUCGACAGCCAUUUGGGGGAGCCGCACAAGUUCAAGAGGGAGUGGGCCAGCGUCAUGAGGUGCAUCGCUGUGUUCGUCGGCAUCAACCACGCCAGUGUUAAACUAGACUUCGACAACAACGUGCAGCUCUCCCUAACGCUGGCAGCCUUGUCCUUGGGCCUGUGGUGGACGUUCGACCGGUCCAGGAGCGGAUUCGGUUUGGGCAUCACCACUGCCGUCCUGGCUACUGUGUUCACACAGCUGCUGGUCUACAACGGAGUCUACCAGUAUACGUCUCCAGACUUCUUGUAUGUGCGCUCCUGGCUCCCCUGCAUAUUCUUCUCAGGCGGUGUUACCGUGGGAAACAUCGGACGCCAACUUGCCAUGGGUGGCAUCGAGAAACCCCACAUGGACUGAACGCACAACAACAGCCGAAGGACAGCCAAUGUAAAGAUGGACAAGUUAUGGGAAGAGGAUGGUAACAGGAGAAAAAAAGACUCAUUGUUUUGACUUCAUCCUUUGUUCUCAUAACAAACUGCGGGUACGAAAAUCCCCUCAUCUAACGUGCCAUGUCCUCUGCACCUCCUCGUGGCCAAACAACCUCUCCCUCCCACCUCUGUGCUACUCCUUUAGCAUUAAGACUUCCUGCACAGUAGACGGGAUGACAGUGUUUGCCUUCUUUUUUCUUUUUUGUUGUUGUUUUUGAAGUGAACUGGUUUUAUUUUCAUGCUGGAGGUUCGUAUCUUUCCUGGAAUUUAGGGAGUGGAAGUGUGUUCUUCGGUGCAGAUGCAUCCUGGUCUUAGCGGAGAAGACUGAAUUGUGUGUUUUUUGUUGUUUUUUUUUUAGCCUGAAUAUAUUAUGAUCAUAAAAGGGAAAUGUUGUAUGAGUGGCCACAAAAAAAAUGUCUUCACUCUUACAUAGAAAUGUAUUCAGUGGCCUCAGUUGCAUGACUGAGGUGCAGGGGAGAUGUAUGUUCCCAGUCAAACCAAAUUAAGUAUUUAUUUUGUGAGUUUUGAAUGACCCCAAAUUAAAUGUAGCCAAUGUUCGAUGAUGAAUGAUGCUUCCCAUUUUCGAAGGAAUAUUUGGGAAGAGUUAGAUGAGAAGAUUGAUGCCACUCUCGUAUCCGUACACUGAAUAUGCAGCGAGAGCCAGCAGCAGGGGAAACAUGCUGGUCUGUGUUUAUUGUAAAGACAUGAGUGUAGGAGCUUUCAGUGGUCUCUUUUUAGGUUAAACUAUUCUUUUAAAGGUCCAGUGUGAGGUAUUUAGCAGGAUGUAUCGCCAAAAAUUUUCUUAAUUGUAUAAUCACCUACAAAUAAGUAUUUAUGUGUUUUAAUUACCUUAGAAUGAGACAUUUAUGUCCACUAUGGGAGCGUAUCCUUGACCACUAACUCUGCCAUGUUUCUACAGUAGCCCAGAAUGGACAAACCAAACACUGGCCCACUGAAUUUUUGCGAAUGGUUUCAGUAUUUUUUGUGGAUAAUUAGGCUCGAAGUAAAAUCCUCCUGAAUGUCUGGAAAUUAAGUUAUUAGAGAAAAAAGUUAACAUUAGCAAGCGCUGGGGUAAUGGUCCGUCUGUGGAAAGCCAAACAGCAUUGGAGAAACACUGAUUUUUAACUUGAAACUGCUUUAUUCAGUGUUUUUUACCCAUUUUAAUCACCUUGUCUGUUUUGGAGAAGAAGAGACCUCUGCGGAUCAUUUGCUUCCCAGUAAAAACCUCCCAACCUUAAAACACUAAAGGAAAAUCCUAAUCAAGAGAAGAUUCAUCUGGUUGAAAUUUGCAAUCCUCACCACUAGAUGCCACCAAGUCCUACACACUGCUCCUUUAAAUUGACCAUAAAACACAUUCGAGAGGAUGGUUUUAAGAAUGAAGAAAGACAGGAAAUAAGUACAGGAGUGCCAAUUAGUUUGUCCUGGCUGAUAUUCCCCUGAAUAUAUGACAACGUGAUAAACUAAAAGUGAAAAUGCUAAGUAUUUAGGUUGGAAAAGCCUCAUAUUCACAACCGUCUACCACUAAAAGAUCACAUUUAUUUUUUGAAAAACUACUCUGAGACCUUCAGUGCUUUGUUUUGUCUGCUUCUGACAAGUUUCAGUCAAACAGAGGACUGUUUAGUAGGGAGACGUCAAAGCAUUAGUCUGGAUUGAAAAAAAAAAUGCUGGUACUGUGUGUGCAUAUUUAGUGUUUUCUAUCAGCAGAGCGGGCAAAGCCACCACAGUGGACCAUGUUUUGAAAGAAUGUACCAUGACUUUAUUACAGCUGUUAAAUGUCUUUGUGAUCGUACAUUUCCCACUUCAAAUUCAAACCAAUAGUUUGGGAACAUACAGCGGUUGAAGGAGAGGGCAGGACAUUAUUACUUAAGAUUUGCAAUCUGUGAUUGCCUGUGUAUUAUAGAAUGUAGUGCUUUUGUCACUAUAACAGUUUAGUUUUAUCAUUUGUACAAACAUUGACAUUAUUGCUUAUGUAUAAUGGCUUUCCUAUGUGAUCUGACAGGUAUUAUAACUAGACCUACAGUAUGUUAGUUAGCGUUUUGGGGGUCUAGAGGAUUAAGUGCAAUCAGAGUAUACAUGAGCCGAUUAUUCUUUCUUAUUUAUUUCUUAUUAUUUCUGACAAUGGCUUAAAAAAAAGAUAACUUGUUGUAAGUAUAUGCAGUGUGGAUAAUUCAAAAAAAGCAAUAACAUCUUUGUUUGUGUCAGAGAUUACAUGCCUUCAGAGUCAUACCAAUGACUCUCACCAGAGAGACGACAUGAAAAAAUAUUGUGUCAAACUGUAAAAAAAAAAAAAAAAAGAAAAAGAAAGAAAAGAAAAAUCUCAUUUAGUUGUGUCGUCGAAGGAGACCUGUUUUAUUUUUUUAAAUAUAACUUUGUUGUGGCAGGUUAAAUCUGCUCACAUUCAGGUGUGUUAAACUGAAGAGGAAGCUUUAUUUUUUGAGGUGGUGAAGCACCUUUUUGUUUUUGAUGUUUUAGAGUUUCUGUGUUUCUGAUAUUUCAGCCGUGUAUCAUUUUUGCUACCAUGGAUUUAAGUGAAAAAUAAAAACAACUGAUAAGGAUA
This is a messenger RNA of Plectropomus leopardus (leopard coralgrouper), 3775 nucleotides long. RefSeq names its product insulin induced gene 1 (gene insig1). NCBI's taxonomy places the organism in Eukaryota, Metazoa, Chordata, Actinopteri, Perciformes, Serranidae. Gene Ontology annotation, biological process: SREBP signaling pathway; SREBP-SCAP complex retention in endoplasmic reticulum; cholesterol biosynthetic process. Gene Ontology annotation, cellular component: SREBP-SCAP-Insig complex; endoplasmic reticulum. The record is from RefSeq and is a predicted model, not a curated record.